Hipposideros armiger (great roundleaf bat) is the source of this 4388-nucleotide messenger RNA. It is a transcript of the gene SACK1G, whose product is annotated as scaffolding CK1 anchoring protein G. The transcript has 7 exons. The record is from RefSeq and is a predicted model, not a curated record. Lineage: Eukaryota; Metazoa; Chordata; Mammalia; Chiroptera; Hipposideridae. Gene Ontology annotation, biological process: BMP signaling pathway. Gene Ontology annotation, molecular function: protein kinase binding. Bases 1765 to 4224 code for a protein of 819 amino acids. Gene Ontology annotation, cellular component: cytosol; nucleus.
CUACUUGAGCUUGUGGCUUGCUGGCAGUAAUAGUCACAACUGUCACUGCUUCUAUUGUUGUUGGUGCUAUUAUCAGCCUUCUCAUUUCUAUAAAGCCUUGUAGUUGACAAAGUACUUUCACACCCAUAACUUCAUUUGACAGAAGAAUUAUUAACCCAUUUUACAGAUGAAAAAGUGGAAGCUCAGAGAGCGGAAGAGACGUGCCCAGGGACCACAGCAGGCCAGUGGCAGAGCUCAGGGGUGGGGUGGGGGAAUCAGGAAGGCCUAGGGCAGGACCCUCUGCUUGGAGGUCUCACUCUGGGCAGGGCUCAGUGGCCCAGCAUGUGGGGCCUUCCUGUUCAUGGCAAGCCCCAGCAGGCACAGGGGAUUCCCUUUCUUGUUAGCUCUGUGGAAGAUGAGAUACAGUCCUCCAAGGGGAAAAAGAAAAAUCCACCCUCUGAUUGGCUGAAAAAGAGUGAGGGGUCCUCAUGGAGGUGGGUGAGGCACUGCUGUACAAUGCCUUCCAGGAGUCCUGGGCUGGAAAGGCCUGAGGGUGGGGAGGACUCAGUGCUGUGUGGCUUCAGGCUGAUCACCUCUUCUCUCUGGAUCUUACUCCAAGUCGGUCUCCAAGGCCUCUUAUGAUUUUUCUUCAAGCGUCUAAGCAACAGCCUGCCCGCCCACUUCCACAGAUUUCCUGCCUGUCUGUCCUCCAACCUCUCUACACUAGGAUAGGUCUGAACUGGCCCCCUCCUGAGGGCUCAGCCUUACAGGUGCCGUUUGUUGCCUGGCUGGGUUGCCUGACCCAGGUUCUGCAUCUGACCAGCUGUAUGACUUUCAGGCAUCCCAUGGGCCUCUCUGUUCAUGUUUCAGGCUGACUGGGAUGGGGCCCAAAGAGAAGUGAGUUCACAAAGUGUUUUGCCCAAAACAUUUUUCCACCCUCCUAAUCUUGCUCAGAGAGGUGGAUUAACUCAGGAUUUAUACUCCACCCAUAUUUUAGACAGGGAACUCAAGGCCUAGAGAGAAGGUGUGGCCCAGUAGCGGCUGGGCGUCAGCCCUGGGGGCUUAGCAAGCCCCUCCAGAACAGAAAGGGAAGACGAGGCCCAGAGGUAGGAACCCACGCUUGCAGCCAAGCCUUAUGCCAGGCAAUUUCCCUAAAUUAUUAUGUUUAAUCCCCGCAGCAACCUGAGGGGUGGGUAGGCAUCAUUAUCUCCAGUUUACAAACAAGGACACUGAAGUUCUGAGCAGGAGAGUGACAUGCCCCAAAUAUCUCAGCCAACAAGUAGCAGAGCUGAGAUCUGAUCCCAGUCUGUGCCCUCAUGUCCCCUGGGCCUCAGCUACCUGGGAGGGAGGGAAGAGCAGGGUGAGUCCAGAGAGCUUCCACAGGGGACGCCAGAGGGAGGGAGGUGGACGCUCAAGGGUCUGGAAAUCCGGAGGUGAAACUGGGCUGCAGAGGGCCUCAGAAAGCUGUCUGCUCUUUUUGCUUAGGUGGGACCUCCAACGCCCUUGCCGUCAAUUUGUUGCACACCUCCUGUGACUGGGACCUCACCACCCCAUAUCACACUGGUGAAAUGGUUAAACAAACUGUGGUCCACCCCCACCAUGGAAUGCCAGUUGGCCACAGAAAGGAGCAAGCUAUCGACCCACACAGCCACCUGGAUGAAUUCCAGAGAUGGAGAACAGGCAGGUUCUGUAUGGGCAGAGAAGCAGAGGCAGCCCUGAAGCCCUGUGUGCUGUGAGCAUUCUGUCUCCUACCAACCUCUGCAGAAGCACUGGACAAGUGGCAUCAUGGCCUUGUCUCAGGUGCAAUGUCUGGACAACAGCCAUGUCAACUGGCGCUCCAGCGAGUCCAAGCCCGAGUUCUUCUAUAGCGAGGAACAGCGCCUGGCGCUGGAGGCCCUGGUUGCCCGGGGCCCCGAGGCCUUCUACGAGGUGCUGAAGAAGGAGAACAUCCGAGAUUUCCUCUCGGAGCUGGAGCUCAAGCGCAUCCUGGAGACCAUCGAGGUGUAUGACCCGGGCUCCCAAGACCCUCGGGGCUCAAGCUGCCCCCAGGGCCCCGAGGACAAUGGAGUCGGGGACGGUAAGGAGGCCAGUGGGGCAGGUGGGGCCCCCACCGAGGCCGAGCCACCACCCUCACUGGAGUACUGGCCCCAGAAGUCAGAUCGCUCCAUCCCACAGCUGGACCUGGGCUGGCCUGACACCAUUGCCUACCGUGGUGUGACCCGGGCCAGCGUCUACAUGCAGCCCCCCAUUGACGGGCAGACCCACAUCAAAGAGGUGGUGCGCAAGAUGAUCAGCCAGGCGCAGAAGGUGAUAGCCGUGGUCAUGGACAUGUUCACUGAUGUAGACAUCUUCAAGGACCUGCUAGAUGCCGGCUUCAAGAGGAAGGUGGCCGUGUACAUCAUUGUGGACGAGAGCAACGUGAAGUACUUCCUGCACAUGUGUGAGCGGGCCCGCAUGCAUCUGGGACAUCUUAAGAAUCUCAGGGUGCGGAGCAGUGGGGGAACAGAGUUCUUCACGAGGUCGGCCACCAAGUUCAAGGGCGCACUGGCCCAGAAGUUCAUGUUCGUGGAUGGAGACCGGGCCAUCUGUGGUUCCUACAGCUUCACGUGGUCAGCUGCAAGGACAGACCGGAACGUGAUCUCAGUGCUGUCUGGCCAGGUGGUGGAGACAUUCGACCGGCAGUUCCAGGAGCUGUACCUCAUGUCCCAUGGCGUCAGCCUCAAGGGCAUCUCCAUGGAGAAGGAGCCUGAGCCAGAGCCCAUCAUGCUGCCCUCGGUGGUCCCGUUGGUGCCAUCAGGCACCGUGGCCAAGAGGCUCGUCAACCCCAAGUAUGCGCUGGUCAAGGCUAAGAGUGCUGAAGAGAUUGCUAAGGUCUCCUCUGAGAAGCAGGAGGUCAAGAGGCCCCCGGGGCUGCGGGGUCCGGCUCUGGCCGAGCAGCCAGGAGACCUCCCCGAGCCCACCCUGCCGGUUCACCCAGGGCUGCUCAACCUGGAGCGGGCCAACAUGUUCGAAUAUCUGCCCACGUGGGUGGAGCCAGACCCGGAGCCGGGCAGUGACAUCUUGGGCUACAUCAACAUCAUUGACCCCAAUAUCUGGAACCCCCAGCCCAGCCAGAUUAACCGUAUCAAGAUCCGAGACACAUCUCAGGUCGGCACCCAGCUAUGGAAGCAGAGCCAGGACUGCAUCCCCACCCCAGAGCCCAGCGCCCCCCAGGACGGGGACCCAGCCCCAGCCAGGAACGGCCUCCCCCAGGAGGACCCUGAGUCACAGCCCCCUGUGCCCAAGCCCCGGACAGUACCCGUGGCAGAUGUGCUUGCCCAGGAUGGCAGUGGUGUUGGCUGGGCUCUGGAAAGCCCAAAUGACGAGGUGCCCCAGAACGGGACAGACCAUGAGGUGCCCAGGACCCCCGAUGCACGCCAUGCCCCACCCCAGCGACAGAGGUCUAUGACCCAGGAUGACCCCGAUGGCAGGCGGUUGGUGAUCCCCAAUGGGCUAGAUGGGGACGAGGAGGAAGAUGACGAUGACUAUGUGACCCUCAGUGACCAGGACAGCCUCUCAGGCAGCUCUGGCCUUGGUCCUGGCCCCCGGCAGCCCUCAGUGGCCUCCUCUUCUGUGUCAGAUGAGUAUUUUGAGGUGAGGGAGCGCUCAGACACUCUCCGGAGGCGCCACUCAGAGCAGGUGGCCAACGGGCAGACUCAGCGCCCCCGCCGAAGGCUGAGUGCCCCCCACACGACCCGCGGGACCUUUGGUGGACCCCUCUGUGGCUCACCCUGGGCUCAGGGUCGGGAGAGAGAGAAGGCGGGCACUCUGAGGAGGAUGCAAUCCUUGCACUCCACGGACAAGGAGGCACAGGAUCAGCAGUUCUGCCAUUCUGGAGUCCCUGCCUCAGGGACCAAGGAUACAGAUGGCUUCCCACGGCCGUUGAAGACCCUAAGACCCUUGCAGUACCACCCCAUUGCUGAGGGCGCCCAGGGCUCUACCAGGAAAGCAGGCCCCCAUCACUGGCAGGCCAAGGGUGGCCUUGUGCCCCACACGCUGCCAGAUCCUGUGAGUCCACAGCUGGCCCGAAACGCCAGACCCCUAACCGAUGGCAAGUCCACCGAGGCACACCCAAGUCCUUUUGGAAUACCGUUCUCCAAACUCUCCCAGUCAAAGCACCUGAAGGCCAGGACGGGCGGUGGCCAGUGGGCCUCACCUGAUUCUAAACGGAGGGUCCAGGCCCCCCGGAACUGCAAAGAUCCCUAGCACCCUGUCCCCGGGCCUGGAGCCAGGCCAUCUGCGGCCUCUGUCCUAGCUCAGCCUCACCAUGUCAAUGUUCAUGUGGCCAUACCAGGGAUGAGCACACGGGCCGCAGAGACCCUCCAGAGCCCACCCUGGAAGGAAGGCAGAUGGUAUGGGCAAUGAUGUGG